ACGGAGAGUAUAUAACCUGUCGCGCGCGCGCUAACGGCUCACCAACCGCUGCGUGCAUCACCUGACUCUCACCGAACUCUCGGAGAAAAGAUGCGGCUGUGCGGAAAUCUCGCGAUGUUUCUGCUGCUCGGCUGGCUCGCGCCGCGCGACUCGGAGGGUCGUGAGAAAGGGAGGGAAGGAAAGAAAGAUGAAGCAGAAAACGGAGUCGCCUUCAAGGGAAAAUUCUCUGGACGAGCCAGAGAGAGCUGCACGUGGACGGUAAGCGGAGAGCAGCAGUACACGCUGAAAGUCACGUGUGUCGUGAUGAAGAAGGGGAAGCCUCGCCGCGGCUACACGUGUGAGUACACGGCCGAGCCCGCGCUCUGCGCGCGCUUCGUGUCCAAACCCGACGCCUUCUGGAGGCAGAUCUCUCGCGCGCUCAAGCAGCACAAGCUGCACCUGUGCAGAGACGCUCGCGAGACCAUCCAAGCGCGCAUGUGCAAAAGCGGGCCUGUUGGCGCUCACUUCAGGCUCGUCAACCCGAUGAAGGAAAUCACCAUGACGACGCCCGCGGUGAGGGCGGGACUUCCAAAGGACACGCCCACAACAGAGUGCACCCCCGACCAUCGACAGCUCGCGCAAGAAAAGUGCGGAAACGCGUGGGCGAGCAUCUGCAACUUGCUGUUCAGUAUAGUGGAGAGUAGAGACUGCUGAGCGCGCGCGCGGUGUGUGUGUGUGUGUGUGUGUGUGUGUUUAUAUAUUGUUGGGGGCCAAAUGUCCCUACAAGGAAUAUCUAAGUAUUUUGACCUUGGAGAAAUACAGCUUUUAUUUAAAAAAAAAAAAAAAAGCUGAAAUGUUACUGAGGUUAAGGUUAUGGUUAGGUUAAGGUGUAGUUAUAGCAACAAGUGUGUGUGUGUGUGUGUGUGUCCCUACAACAAAUGUCCCUACAUGGAUUUAUCUGACUAUUUUGACCUUCUGGGGACAUUUAGCUUUUCCCCAUGAAGUAAACUGCCUUGUUUUUUUGUUUGUUUGUUUGCUUUUUGUGGGUUUUUUUUUUAUACAAGAACUACAGAUUUUAUUUAAAAAAGCAACCUAAAAAAAAGCUAAAAUGUUACUCAGGUUAAAGUUAUGGUUAGGUUUAGGUGUAGUUAUAGCAACAAGUGUGUGUGUGUGUGUGUGUGUGUGUGUGUGUGUAUAGCCUUGUGUGCACACCUCAGUUACAACAGAAAUAGAAAUACCUGACCUCGUGGGGACAUUGAGUUAACCUUCCUACAAGAAAGUGUUUUUUUUUUUUUUCUUACAAAAACAGCUUUUAUAUGGAAAAACUAAAAAAAAAAAUCUAAAGAUUUCUUUGGUGUGCGAAGAAUAGGUUUUGUGUUAGGGGUUAGAGUUAGGUGUAACAUUAUUUAGCUACAGUAAUAACAUGUCUGUCUUUAUGUGUAGAGAUCCUGAGGCCAAAUCCCUCUGACUAAUAUUUUAUAUAUAUAUAUUAUAUAAAUAUAUAGUGUGUGUGUAUAUAAAUUUUUUUCAUUUAUCCAUAUUUACUUCUGCUUAAAGUUUAUAUGACCUGUGAGUCUUUCAAUAAAAGAAAGUUGAACCACUUCA
Molecule: messenger RNA, 1584 nt
Organism: Pangasianodon hypophthalmus (striped catfish)
Lineage: Eukaryota; Metazoa; Chordata; Actinopteri; Siluriformes; Pangasiidae
Gene: fgfbp1b
Product: fibroblast growth factor binding protein 1b
Exons: 2
Coding region: 91-693 (200 amino acids)
Biological process (GO): cell-cell signaling
Molecular function (GO): growth factor binding
Source: RefSeq, a predicted model, not a curated record